Messenger RNA from Malus domestica (apple), 3207 nucleotides. RefSeq names its product G-type lectin S-receptor-like serine/threonine-protein kinase SD3-1. Gene Ontology annotation, molecular function: protein serine/threonine kinase activity; ATP binding. The record is from RefSeq and is a predicted model, not a curated record. Gene Ontology annotation, biological process: recognition of pollen; protein phosphorylation. Lineage: Eukaryota; Viridiplantae; Streptophyta; Magnoliopsida; Rosales; Rosaceae.
CCAAAAAAAAAAAAAAAAAAUCUUGAAUGAUGAUUUGUCUGCAAUAUUCAUUGUCCAGUGUGUUUAACCUUUCAAGCCCUGAGAGGGAUUGCUUUGCUUAAACAGUAAACACUGACUCCAAUGGGUUAAUUUUGGGUCCCAUUCAUCCACAGGAAUCAAUUCAAAUCUUUACUGCCUUUACAGCUCAUUUUUUUUUGUUAUAGGCUACUUCCUGCCUAAUUCUGUCAGUCAAUCUCUGUUUGAUUCUUCAAAAUUCUGAAUGCUCACAUGACAAUAUUAUAAUGUUCCAAAUAUAUAAUAAUGGGGUGCCUCUGAGAUGGUCAUGGGGGCAUUCCACACCGGCUUGAUAAAUUUCUGGGGUUUUAACUGUAUUUUCAGGAUCUAUAAAGAUAUUCAGAUAUGCCUGAACUGGUCGAACAUCUCCCUAAAUCGUAUCUCCUGCUGUGCAUCUUUGUUGUGUUCCUGUUACGUACUCUUUCUGGUGCAGAGAUUCCCUUAGGUUCAAAACUUUCUGUGGCCGAUAAAAACAUAUGGAUCUCUCCAAAUGGUGAUUUUGUGUUUGGAUUUUUUAACUGUUCAGACCAGCCAAACUAUAGUUUUGGGAUCCGUUUCAAUUCAAAAUCCAUUCCGCUUGACCAACAACUUUUAGUAUGGAGUGCUGCAGAUGAUCUUAUUCUUGGUAACGAUUCUUAUGCCCAGCUGACCCAGGAUGGUGAACUAGUUUUAUUUGAUUCCUUGAAGGGUGUCACUGCAUGGACCAGUAAAACAAGGCAAUUAUCAGUUGUUUCUGCUGCUCUUAAUGACAAUGGAAAUCUUGUUCUAUUGAAUCAAGAGAAACAUAUUGUUUGGCAAAGUUUUGAUUCUCCAUCUGACAUACUUCUUCCUGUACAGAACUUCUCUACAUUUCAAACACUUCGAGCUGCAAGCAGGAAUAGUGUGUCCAGUUACUACACUCUUUUCAUGAGUGCUUCUAGUCAGUUGGAGCUUCGAUGGGAAAGUCAUGUCACCUACUGGACAAGUGGAAGCCCUCCUAGUUCAAACCUCAGUGCUUUCAUCACUUCUGAUGGAGCCCUACAACUCCGUGAUCAAAACUUGAAACCUGUGUGGUCACUAUAUGGUCAAGAUCACAAUGACUCUGUAAGUUACAGGUUUCUUAGGCUAGAUGUUGAUGGUAAUCUCCGGUUAUACUCAUGGGUAGAAGAAUCAGAGUCAUGGAGAUCAGUCUGGCAAGCAGUUGAGAACCAGUGUGAUGUCUUUGCGACCUGUGGCCAACGUGGCAUCUGUGUUUUCAAUGAAUCUGGGUUCCCUGAUUGCGAAUGUCCAUUUAGGCAGCAGACAAAUGAGUCCACUUCCAGAUGUUUUAUACCAAAUCAUCGGUGUGCUUCUGGUUCCAACAUGCAUCAUUAUAAGCAUACUUCUCUACAUGGAAUGUACCCACCAACUGAUGAUGUAGUUGCCAAAGUUAGUCUAGAGAAAUGCAAAAGCUUGUGUCAGAAUGACCUGACUUGUACAGCUACAACCUUUACAAAUGAUGGAACUGCACGAUGCUUAAUUAAGAGAACACCGUAUGUAACUGGCUAUUCAGACCCCUCACUGAGUUCAGUAUCUUACGUGAAAAUGUGUGCAGAUCCAUUAGCUGUAAAUCCCAAUCUCUCGUUGCCUUCCCCUCCUCUCAAUCGGUCUCAUAAGUUUUGUUUCCCUUGCUUAAUCGGAGCAGCCUCAGGAGUGUUCGUCGUAUUUGUUUUAGUUCAAUUGGCACUUGGUUUCUGGUUCUACAGAAGAAGAAAUUUGGAUAGGAAGAAAGCCGCGUUUGCUCAUACCAGCCCAAACUCGAAUGGUUUGAUAGUGUUAUCCUUCUCUGAAAUAGAGGAGCUUACAGAGAACUUCAAAUAUCAAAUUGGGCCAAAGAUGUUCAAAGGUGUUCUUCCAAAUAGAAAACAAGUUGCAAUCAAAGAUGUGGAUGCAAGCGUAGAAGAAAGAAAAUACCGGUGUGUAGUUGCAAAGAUAGGAAACAUUCAUCACAAAAGCCUUGUGAAGCUGCAGGGCUACUGUUGUGAGUUAGAUCACAGAUUUCUGGUCUAUGAAUAUGUCAAGAAUGGUUCUCUGGAAAAGUAUAUAGAAGAUGUUAAACUGUGUAAGAAGCUGACUUGGGGGAAGAGAUUUGAUAUAUGCUUAAGUGUCGCAAGGGCCAUUUGUUAUCUGCACACAAGCUGUAGGGAAUUUAUGAGCCAUGGGAAUUUGAAAUGCGAGAAUGUGGUACUGGAUGAAAAUUUAGAGGCCAAGGUGACUGAAUUUGGACUUGGGAACAUAGUCAGCAAGGCAUCAUGCUCUUCAUGCUCUUCUGCAGAGAGAGAUGUGGAGGACUUUGGUAAGAUGGUGUUAGUAUUAGUAAGUGGGUGUCGAGUUGGGGACCUUUGUGAGUGGGCAUACGAAGAGUGGCUGCAAGGGCAUCCAGAGAAUGUGGUAGAUAGGAAAAUAAUUGGUGGGUUUAUUGUGCAAGAGCUGGAACGUGCUUUAAGAAUUGCAUUUUGGUGUGUCCAAACUGAUGAACGUAGAAGACCUCCAAUGAGAGAGGUGGUUAAGGUCUUGGAGGGCACCUUGAGCGUUGAUCCACCACCACCCCCUUUUGCUUGUCAAGGGCCACUUGAUGACGAAGAGGAGCCGUAGAAUCCAGCUGUAUGGAAGAAAGUUUAUUUUAUUUUUGAAAUGUCUUCUCGAGUUUAAGCUGUGCAUAGUAGGACUAACAACACAAUGACAAUUUAGCUUUGUGUUCUUGUCUUUGAGAUAGUCCUGACAAGAGAUUUUCACCCUAUCUGAGCUAUUAUAAUGAAAUGCCAUUUUCCCAUCUAACUUUUGAAUUUCGUGUUUAACUUUGGAAUAUAUUUUGCAAUCUUGCGGUCUCUGUUCCCCCGCAUAUAAGAGUAAUCAUGACAAUCAACGCCCUGCUCUCUUCCAAGUAGCCAAAUCCAGUUUUCUCAGGUCGUGGAGUAGGUUGGAUUUGCCAGAGUUGUAGAACGUUUGAAGUUCCGCGUAUUCUUGCUUGAGAUGAACGCACCAGCUAAUGCUUUUGUCGGAAACUAAGGCUUGUAUGGAGAUGCAGAGGGAGUCGGACUGAGUGCAUGCAGCUCCUCCGGCAGAUAUUUAUGUUCCAGAGCGUAAUAACAACUAUUAGUGAGUUAAUAAAGGCAAAAUUGGUGUUGUUAUCCU